Molecule: messenger RNA, 3681 nt
Organism: Petromyzon marinus (sea lamprey)
Lineage: Eukaryota; Metazoa; Chordata; Hyperoartia; Petromyzontiformes; Petromyzontidae
Product: transmembrane protein 178B-like
Cellular component (GO): membrane
Source: RefSeq, a predicted model, not a curated record
GGGGGGUCUAGCAAGUAAUAAUAAUAAUAAUCAUUCCAACGAUUGCAAGCUCGGGGCGAGCCAGCCCGAAUGCCUCUCGACACUCGGCGACCAUGGCUGCGGUGAGGCUGCUGCUGUACGCGGGCUUGGCGCUCGCUCUGUGCGCCCUGGGGCUCCUGGCGGCCGCGCUCUGCACCGACCACUGGUACGAGACGGAUGCGCGCCGCCACCGUGAGCGCUGCCGCAGCUACGGCACGAAGCGUCGCGACCCGGGCUACAUCUACACGUCCAACAACAACCUGCCCCUCCGCCAGAGCCCCUUCGUGCAGGUGGUGCGCCGCAGGCCAAACUCGCCCGAGCGAGCGAGCGCCGCGCGGAACGGCACCGCCGAGAUGGGCGACGCAGAGGCGGGAGUCGAGAGGCACCGCGACUCGAGGCAGCAGCAGCAGCAGCCGGCCCCGCUUCGGGCGAGACGCGCCACGAUCCGCCGAGGUGGCGGCGGCGGCGGUGGUGGUGGUGGUAGUGGUGCUGUUGCUGCUGCUGGCUCAUCCGGGAUGAUUCGACUCACAGUCGUGGACGGGAAACCGGCGAUGCUCCUCCGCCGCCAAUGUUCGUUGAGAAGACGCCGCCACCACCACCACCACCGCCGUCGCCGCAGCAGCCACGGUCAUCAUCCACCGCAAUCGUCAUCGUCAUUAUCGGCAUCGCCGCCGGCGGCGUUGGGGGUCGGCGUGGCUGGUCGCGGGGGGCCGCGCGUGCAGGCGUCGAGCAGGCGCAGGAGGCGCCAGGUGUUCGGGCCGGGAGGAGCCCCGGACCCGGACUGCGUGCGGCAGGCCAACUCCACGGAGAUGGGGCUGUGGAGCAAGUGCUACCGAGACGGCUUCGACGACGAGAUCGAGGAUCUCAUCGCCAAAGGCAUCAUCCAGCGCUGCUUCCCGAUAAAGUAUCACUACUCGUCCACGUCGCUGCCAAAAAACCUGCCUUACAACGUGACGCGCGCCAUCCGGCAGGACGAGUGGCACUCGCUCCACCUGCGGCGCAUGACGGCGGGCUUCCUGGGAAUGGCGGUGGCGAUCCUGCUGUUCGGCUGGGUGCUAGGCGUGCUGGGAUGCUGCUGGGAGAGGGGACUCAUGCAGUACGUGGCCGGCCUGCUCUUCCUCAUGGGCGGCACCUUCUGCAUCAUCUCGCUGUGCACGUGCGUGGCCGGCAUCAACUUCGAGCUGUCACGAUACCCGCGCGGCCUCUACGGCCUGCCGCCGGACGUCACGCACGGCUACGGCUGGUCCAUGUUCUGCGCGUGGGGCGGCUUGGGGCUCACGCUCCUGGCCGGCUUCUUCUGCACGCUGGCGCCCUCCGUGCAGAUCCCCACCAGCGCCCCGGCGAGCGUCGCCGGCUCGCCAAAGCCCCGACCAGAAAACGGCGCCGUGUGAUCUCCGAGCGGCCGUUCUCCCGCCGGUCCGGUCGGCCGGUUCCGCCAGGUUCCGUCCGUCGUCUGAACGAACACCCCCCACCCCUCACGGCUCGCCGUCUAGGGUUACCACCUCUCUGAGAUACAACAGCAACAACGACAACGGAAAAACCGGGAACACUCCGAGGGAAGAAGAUUAUCUCUCACAAUGCCGAGAGUGGGCAGAGCUACGGUGUAAACGCGUUGCCUCUCAAGUGCGCUUGCGCUAUUUACGCAUCGGACUAAAAGCGAGGCUCUUAGCGUCCUGGCGCAGACUUGCAGAUUUGCCUCAAAAAAGAAGAUGAUCCUGGGCAAACCGGGAUAGGUGGCAACCCUAUCGCCAUCCUGCGUCUUUGUGGAGUGGAAUGUCCGGCCUGGCCCGUCUUCUUUGCCUUUGCGAUUCCACUCUCGAUUGUUGCCUCUGUGACAGCGGAGGCUGGGAUGGACGCCACCUUCUUCUUCUUCGAGUGUGCAGGCAGUGCAACUGCACAAGAGGUCAACAGGUCAGAGGGGCUCCAGGCGCCAGGCUAUGAAGAAGGGGGAGGGGGGGGGAAUUGGACAGGGGGGAGGCCCCCCAUUUCGUAAUUUGCACCAGGGCCCCAUGUCAAACACGCUCAUGCCAAUGGCUAUCUUCGUCUUGAAACCAUCUUAACAUGGAGGCCCCGUGCUAUUGAGAACGUGCUGGGCAUGCAGAUGCGAGGAUUAUGAAACCAUGCGCUCUAUGCCAUCCAGAGAUGGGCUGCGUUAAACGACUGUGUCGAGCAAAGGCAAAAAUGUGUCGGGGAACCCUAAAGAUGUACGCAGGAAUUGAGACACCUGACUUUCACGCUCGCGGACCGGGGUAGCGGAGCUGGCAAGGAAACGCAUCGCUUGACCGUGAAAAAGCCUUGAGUAACCGGACGGUCUUGCACAUCUGAAUUCGCAAGACUAAAAUGUCGUGGCUUCAAUGACCCCCAUCCCAACGCAAUCACGAUGACUCCCUGUAUUAUUAUUUCCUCCCCUCCCCCCCCCAACCCCAACUCGCGUGCGCUUGACCAAUUCGGUGCAGCCGGGUCGGGGAGAAGGAGUGCGGCGCGACCUCGCGCAGAACGAAGGGUGCCAUCGAAGAAGAAGAAGAGCCACCGGCGCCGCCGCUGCCGCCCGUUACCCGGCAUAAUUAACGCGUCACGUUAACCCAGGCGCGGGGCUUCCCCUCGUCAGCGGCGACCUGAGAGCCGCGCGUUAACGAGCUCAUCUCGGACGGACUCCUCUUAACGGGACGUGCGCUCUGCGGUACCCUCCCCCCCCCCUUCUCCGGACGCCGGGCCGCGCACCGCACUUGGCGGUUGCCCUGGCCCCGCUGCCCCCGCUGCCCCCGCUGCCCCCGCUGCCCCCGCUGCCCCCGCUGCCCCCGCUGCCCCCGCUGCCCCCGCUGCCCCCGCUACCGCAGCCACCGCCGCAAAACGCCCCUGACCCCAUUACCAUGCGGAGGCAUUAAAGAAACGCUGAAAGCAUGCAACUGUCGUUCAUGUCGGCAUUCGGUAACGAGACGGUUUAACCUUACAGAAGGUCGCGGCAAAUAGCGGCCGCGCUCCGCUAUAAUGGGCGUUGGUGGCGGGAGGGGGGGGGAGGGGGGCUGGAGGGGUGGGGGGUCCGUCGCGCCAAAUGACGCGGGUCCCCCGUAGGCGGUUGUUGGCGCUGAAUGGCCUCGCUGAUCUUUUCAUCUGUUGGAGUGCCGUGGAAACUGUGCAAAUGAUCUGUUCGGACAGGAAGAAAGAAAAAAAAGCACGUCUUCUUCGUCCUCUCAGACGUGUUCGAUUGCGAAACGUAGGGGAGUUUUAGUUUUACUAUGAAGCUCCCCCCACCCCACCUGUCCCCCCUAAGCAUCCACCUCCCACUCCUCCCCCCCGCCGACCAAAGGGGACUUGCAAAUGGUUAAAAAUGCAUCUUGAGCGGGCGCGUGUGCGUCCCGAGAUUAUGCAGCGCACACUUAAGCGUAUUGCCGGCGAAGGGAGGGAAUGAAAGCCUGACCUUAUGCUGUGGCAUUAAAACAAGCGACAACAUCCUUACACUCUGCAUUUCGCGAUAGACACGGGGGAUUUGUAUUCAUGACAGCUCCCCGAGCAGAGCCUUGUUUACGACAGACCGGCCGAUCCGCGGCUCUCUGCUCACCUAGAGUCUACCUUAGGGGAAAUGUCAGCCCUUUUUGUCCCUUGAACAGUGGGCCUGGGAGAGAUGCCUUCGUCAAUUUUUAAUGAAAUAUAUCCAAGCCACCA